AUGGGAAGCCUUUGCCUGGUUUUGGUGGUCUUCCAACUUUCAUGGACUUUGUCUUCCUCUGUUCCUCCGCCAUCCUCUCAUUUAUGUCUCCCAUACCAAAGAGAUGCUUUGCUCCAUUUUAAAACCACCAUUUCUGUUGAUUGUGAUUUUUCUGGAGAUCCUUACCCCAAGGUUGACAUAGAGUCAUGGAACAAAAGAAUUGAUUGUUGUUCAUGGGAGGGAGUGAAAUGCGACCACGUGACUGGUAAUGUAAUAGGCAUCGAUCUUAGUCACAGUUGCCUUGAUGGUUCUCUCUUUGCAAACAACAGCCUCCUUCAACUUCACCACCUCCAACGGCUUGACUUGAGCUCCAACAACCUCAGAGGCUCUCUUCUUGAGAACACUAGCAGCUUGUUUCACUUUCAUGGACUCCGACGACUCAACCUUGCUGAUAAUGGUUUCAGUGGCACCAUCUCAUCAAAGUUAUUUAGCCAGUUGGUAAGUUUAAACCAUCUUAAUCUUUCUGGUAAUGACUUCUCUGGCUUAAUCUCGUAUCAAAUCAGUGUCUUGUCAAGUUUGGUUUCACUUGAUCUCUCUGGUGAUGUUGAAUCAUUUUUGAGAUUUGAUAGCCAAGGUUUUGACAUGCUUGCAAGAAACUUGACCAAAUUAAGAAACCUUGUGCUUGACACUGUAGAUAUGUCUGAUGUUGCACUUACUUCCUUUCUAAACUUGUCUUCAUCAUUUGAACAUUUGAGUCUCAGUGGGUGUAAAUUACAUGGGGAAUUCCCAACUCAAGUCUUUCAGCUUCCAAAUAUCAAAGUUUUAGAUUUAAGUGAGAAUGAGAAUCUCAGUGGUUAUCUCCCUAACACAAACAUGAGGAGUGGCCUUAAGUUGUUGGACCUUUCCCAUUGUUCUUUUAGGGGGUCAAUUCCAGCAUCAUUUGGAAAUCUCACUCAAAUCGUUUCCCUUGAUUUACAAGGAAAUUUGCUUGAAGGACAGAUUCCAGAUGUUUUUGGAAACCUUAGAAAAUUAACUUCUUUGAGCUUUUCUUUAUGCAAAUUGAGUGGUCCACUUCCAAUAACUAUCUUCAACCUUUCAAAAAUUACCCAUUUGGAUUUGUCAAAUAAUCACUUCGAAGGUCCCUUGCCAAAUCAUGUUAGUGAGCUUCAAUUGCUAGAGGAACUUUGGUUACUUAAUAACUCUAUAAGUGGUGGAGUACCAUCUUGGCUGUUUACUCUGCCAUCUCUUCAAUUCUUGGACGUCAGUCAUAACAAACUAGUUGGUCCGAUUGAUCGAAUUCAGAAGCCUAGUUCCAUCCAAGAUGUUGAUUUGAGUUAUAAUAAUUUGAGUGGUCCAAUACCAGCUUCCAUUUUUUAUCUUGCGAACCUUACUUUACUUGAUUUGUCAUCAAACAACUUGAGUGGUGUCAUCAAGUCAGAUAUGCUUUCAGAACUCAAGAGUCUUGAAGUUCUUGAUGUUUCGAGUAAUAGUUUAUUAUCAUUAAGCACAAGCGGCAAUGAUGUGAACUAUUCUUUCCCCCAGCUUAGCACUGUGAGAUUCUCUGGUUGUCGCGCAAGGCAGUUCCCGAAUUUCUUUCGAUCAUCGAAGUUGGAGAUUUUAGAUCUUUCAAAUAACAUGAUUUCUGGUGGAAUUUCCAAAUGGGAAGCUGAAGGGUGGGAAGGAUUGCGAUUGUUGGACCUUUCUCAUAACUUUUUGACUGCUUUGGAGCAAUUUCCGGGAAACAAUUUGGAAUAUCUCAACCUUCAUUCCAACUUGCUUCAAGGACCGAUUCUCUCAUCUUGCUUGAGUCCUCAAAUUCCAAUUUCAGAGAACUUGUUCGGGAUCAUCAUUUCAAAGAAUAAAUUGACAGGAAACAUCCCUUCUUCUAUUUGCAAUUUGAGUCUGCUUCGUGUUCUGGACUUGUCUGAAAACAUCUUGAGUGGAACUAUUCCUGAUUGUCUUGGAAAUUUCAGCUAUCUCCAGCUCUUGGAUUUGCAACUGAACAACUUCAUUGGCAAGAUCCCUAAUUCUUUUGUGAAUAACAGUGAGUUGAGCCAUCUUUUACUCAAUGACAAUCAAUUGGAAGGAUUAGUACCACCAUCGUUGGCUAAUUGUACUUCAUUGAAACUUUUAAAUUUAGGAAACAACAAGUUAAUGGAUAGAUUUCCCCCUUGGUUAGCUUUGCUUCCAAGAUUACAAGUUCUUGUCUUGAGAUUUAAUAGAUUUUAUGGAUCAUUGCCUCAUUCCAUAGCUUCAUCUAACUUCUUUGCAUUACGAAUAAUUGAUCUCUCUGGAAAUGAGUUCACGGGCACAUUGUCCACGAAACUCUUUCAAAAUUUGAGAGCAAUGAAAGAUAAACAUAACCAGUGGCUAUACUCCUCAAAUUUCGAAUAUGACGAUGAGUAUUAUGAAAUUCCUGUGAAUGUAACAACGAAAAGGUUGGAGCUUCAAUUGACGAAGGCUGUGGCCUUUUUUGUAUCUAUGGACUUGUCAAACAACCAGUUCUGUGGAAAAAUUCCUGAAGACGUCGGGCAACUUAUUUCCCUACAAAUGCUCAACUUCUCUCAUAACAACUUCACUGGUCCUAUCCCAACAUCUUUUGGAAAUUUGGUAGCACUUGAAUCACUAGAUCUUUCAUCAAAUAAGCUUGGCGGUAGGAUUCCUUCUGAAAUGACAAAUCUGACAUUUCUUGAAGUGUUGAAUCUUUCGGGAAACAAUCUCGUUGGACCAAUUCCUCAUGGGAAUCAAUUUGAUACCUUUGAUAAUGAUUCCUAUAGCGGUAACUUGGGGUUGUGUGGAUUACCACUGUCCAAGGAAUGCAUCAACCGUGGGAGGUCCAAACCGCCUUCUCCAUUGUGGAGUGGUGUUAGGCUUGAGCCUGGGUUACAUUGUAUUCACAACCGGAAGACCAUGGUGGUUUGUUAA
Gossypium arboreum is the source of this 2904-nucleotide messenger RNA. RefSeq names its product receptor-like protein 7. NCBI's taxonomy places the organism in Eukaryota, Viridiplantae, Streptophyta, Magnoliopsida, Malvales, Malvaceae. Gene Ontology annotation, molecular function: protein binding. Bases 1 to 2904 code for a protein of 967 amino acids. The transcript is spliced from 2 exons. The record is from RefSeq and is a predicted model, not a curated record.